GUCUCCUCUCCAUACCAUCUGUCAUUAGUUACCUAUAUCUUCGAAAUUAAUACAUUUUUACCGUUUCUUCUCCAGACGCAUAUAGGAAACAUCUCCAAUGGCGUCGCCUCUGAAAGUGUGCAUUGUCGGCUCUGGAAACUGGUGAGUUCAGUCACUGUCAAUGGUCAUUGUUGCUCCUGUCGAUGAUAGGCAACAUGCCUUGCAACCUAUAGAGAUUGUCAGAUAGAUCUUACUGGGUUAGCUGGCUAGCUAGAGCAGCACAAGUUGGCAGUGUCUGACGCUUACAAUGUAGGCCUAUCUCUCUUUGGCGCAGAGGCAGGCGCGGCUUGUUACAUUGUAGCUAUUGUCAAGGAAAACAAACCUCUCAUAUGGCCAUGAGCAGAGCAACGUGGGUUUUUUAAUGUACUUAUGUUGAGGGGACUACAAUGCAUUUCUGUAGGAUAAUGUUUAAGGGAUAAUGUUUUGACAUGAGCAAAUUAUUGAGAAGGGACAAGACAGAAUUUUCUAGGUUAUCCAUUCUAAAAUGAUGGUGAACAGUUAUGAUAAUAAUUUGAUUGUUUUUGCUAUUGUCUCUUGCCACAAGACGAUGGUAAAUGGUAUAUUGUAGAUAAGUGUAAUGUACAUAAAUGAUUCUUCUUCCCUACAGGGGUUCAGCCAUUGCCAGGAUAAUUGGCAGUAAUGCUCAGACCCUGCAGCGCUUCGCCACCACAGUCAAGAUGUGGGUGUUUGAGGAGAACGUGAACGGCAGGAAUCUCACAGACAUCAUCAACACAGACCAUGAGAAUGUCAAGUACCUGCCUGGAUACAAACUGCCUGACAAUGUGGUAAGAGGACUGUCUGAACAGAAAUGAGCCCAACAGCUGUUUCACAUAUUUGUUCCAUUCCAGCACACAGCUGACCAAAGCAUUACAGUCACCUCAUUGAAAUGAUAUCUUCCACCCGCUCCCUCUCCUUCUCCCUCACUCCCUCCCUCUCUCUCUCUGUCUCUAUCCCUCUCUCUCUCUCUCCUCUCUCCAUCUCUCUCUCUCUCCAUCUCUCUCUCUCUCCCCCUCGCUCUCCCCCUCCUUCCCUCUCCACAGGUGGCUGUACCCCAGCUCCAGGAUGCUGCUGAGGGGGCUGACCUCCUAGUGUUUGUGGUUCCUCACCAGUUCAUCAGGAAGCUGUGUGAUGAGAUGGUAGGCUGUGUCUCCUCUCAGGCCAGGGGAAUCACACUCAUUAAGGUAAGAGUUUCACGCCGCCAAACGUCGUAUUCUUAUGUUUGCUCUGCAACCUAGAACACAUAAGGGUUCACAAGGCUAUAUGGAGCCCUCUCAUUUCUCAGUGUCCGCCUCAUAAUUUAGGUUCUAAAUUAAAGGUGAAAAUAUGUAUUUUUCUGUAUGCUUAAAAAACAUAUUUUCCAGGACGUUGAGAAAAUGCAUAUUUUCCAGACGUUGAAAAAUACGUAUCUUCCGGAUGUUGAAAUCAGGUAAAUUUUCGGUUCUGAAUGAAAGUUGAAAAUACUUAUUUUCUGGAUGUUGAAAAUACGUAUUUCCCAGACGUUGAAAAAUGUAUUUUCCGGAUGUUGAAAUCAGGCUAAUUUUUUUAUUCUAAAUGAAAGUUGAAAAUAUGUAAUUUAUAGACGUCUAUAAUUGGUUCAGGUUUGGUCCAAAAGGCGUUGCCGUCGGUCCGUGCUUACUGAGGUGGAGCCUACAGUGUUGCCUGAAAUAGAAUUUUAUGAAUGCCCAUCUAUGGUUACCAUUUGUAAAACACCCCCCAAAAAAAUGACUUCUGGUCUGGACCAAAAAAAAGACAUCCAAAAGACGUCGGCUCGCGCUUACUGGGGUGUAGCCUAACGUGUUGGCCCCCAAUAUAAUUUUAUGAAUGCCCAUCCGUGUGGUAGGCCUACCGUUUGUUAAACAGACCGUUACAUUGGCUUUACUAGUCCUGAUUCCUGUGGCUAAUCAAUUUGGCUAUUUAAGCUCUGAAUAUCAGCUACCCAACUUUAUCAGGAGUUAUCGUGAGCCUAUUUGCAAUGUGUUUACACAGCGGGAAAUGCAGAAGUGUUUUCUUUUUCGCUAUGAUCAGCUUGUCAAAAAUGUACAGAUACAAACUUGAAAUCACUGGUCAUGACAAUGGGGUGAAACUCCUGGACAACAGUUGUGAUUGUCCAUUCCAUAUUGUCCAUUUUACUUUGACCUGUCCUGUUUUUAGGAUAUGUUGUUUGUUAACAUGACAGCACAUUUUUUAUUUGAUUGAGCACCAUUUAGGUUAGGCUAUUUGAUCUGAGAAACCUGCAUGAUGUAAAACGUGUCCAUCUCAUUACAUUGUCAUACAUGUUAUCUCCAGCCUGUAGGCGUCAGAAAAGGCCACAUACUAUUUCUACCAUAUCCUAUAUCUGCUACUUGAUUUAAGUUAGAUAAUUUUUUUGACUGAAUGUUAGUGGAGCGCUCCAGCGAUGCGUUUCUCCAACAGCACCCUGUAGGGCAUGCUGGGAAUGGACAAGCAAAAUAUUUUGCGCCCCUGCCUUUUACAAAGUGGCCACUGCUUAUCACAGGGUGGCAUCAAUGCUCACCUAAAAAGCCCUUAUGCCACUGGUCAUUAUUUUUGGGCAGAAUUAUGUGAGGUUUUAUGUGUUGUUGUUGGAGGUGCGUCUUGGUUUAGUUCAUCAAUCUGUCACCAUAGGCAGCCGCUUAAUCCUGCCUAAUGAGCGGGCCAGCCGUGUGUAUGGGCCUGCGUCUCAUUUUAAAUUUUUAAAUUUUUAGUCAUUUAGCAGACACUCUUAUCCAGAGCGACUUACAGUUAGUGAGUGCAUACAUUUUUCACACCAAUAAUGUUGUGUUGUCAGAUAUUGACCUCUGCACUACAGCAUGAGACCCAUGACAGCUUGUCUCAUCUAUAAAUAGAUAGUUUGUCUGCUGAACAUAUGGCUUUCUGUCACUCUUGUCCGUCACUCUGUCACUCUGGCAUAGACCUCAUCUGCUGAACAUAUGGCUUUCUGUCACUGUCAGUCUGUCACUCUGUCCAUCUGUCAGUCACUCUGUGAGUAAGUCACUCUGUCACUGUCACUCUGUCAGUCACUCUGUUACUCACUCUGUUACUCACUCUGUCACUGUCAGUCACUGUCAGUCUGUCACUCUGUCUGUCACUCUGUCAGUCACUCUGUCCAUGUCACUCUGUCUGUCAUUCACUGUCAGUCACUCUGUCAGUCACUCUGUUAGUCUGUCAGUCACUCUGUCAGUCACUCUGUUAGUCUGUCAGUCACUCUGUCAGUCAGUCUUAGGGUUGAAUGGUGGGAACCCGGUUACCGAAAUUUACCAGGAUUUACCGCCCAAAACCACUCCCUUUUCCCAGGAUAAGAAACGGUGAGAAACCGGUAAAUUAUAAUAAAUUAUUUAUAUGAACAGCAUGGUGUGAAAUGGAACUGUUAAAUUAUAUGCGAUGUCUAAAUCUGGCUUCACUACAGCCUCUGCAUGAUGAAUCAACGCUCAGGGUGGGGUCAGACCCCGUAUGGAGCGCAGUUCACAAUGCAUGUAGACUUGCAUGUAACUUUUUUUAUUGUGACAGGUAGACCUACAUUUGCUGCAGCAUUGCCUAUGCUACAGUAAUAUAAAGACAGAAUGCGCAUCUAAUUUACCCAUCUACAUCUGGCUUUCAGGGGUCACCUUGUUUUUUAAUUGUAAAGAAAAAAAAAAAAAAAUUGCAGCUGCAGAGUUUUAAAACAGCCUAUCACUAGAAUAUCGUUGCUUUAAAUCAGUGCACGCUCGAGUACUCUCUCACAGUCUUUCUCUCUCUCCAUCAACUCCAUUCAAAUUGCAUCCAAAAUAGAUAAUCCUGUUCUAGAUUGAUAUACUGUAUAGCCCUAUAUAUAGAUGUCCUAGCCUACCUCUUUCAGGUAAUACAUUCAAUGCAGUAUUAGCCUUAUAUUUAGCUAAUUAAUGGUGGGUUAUGCAUAAUAAGCUUCUAACUUAUAGCCUCUGUCUCUUGUGCAAUAUGCAAGCACCUGUGCCCUGCUGACCUCUCCUUGGAGUCACAUGCGGCAAAAGCUAGACUAGAAUAGCUUGCUGGACAUUAUAUAUUUUUAGCAUUUCUUAUACCAAUAGACUAUUCGAAUAGGCACGCAAGCUCUUUUUUGCUGAAUGUUAAAUGCAGCAUCCAAUAGAACUCACAUGUAGCUUGAAAGAAGAGCGAACGCGCGAUGGCGGUAGGCUAUAGCAGUUAUUUAUUCAGACCCAACCAUUCAAUCUUCGUGAAGAGAAGUGAAAGCCUUCUGCAUCUAAUUCUAGUCCUAUAUUAUUCAAGUAUGUCAUUAGAAUGAUGAAGAUAAGGACAAUUAAACGAAUUUCAUGUAUCUGUUGAAAGCCAGGAAGGAAUGAAGCAACAAUAGAGAGAGAAAGAGGAGGUAGGCUAAUAACAUAAGGGGAAAUAUUAUCAAAGGUAUAUAUAUAUGCGUCAGCCUACUAAUUAUACAAAUAGGCCCAAUUAUACUUGUAACUUUUUAGGCCGCAUGUGCUCUAACAGAAUCACAUGUUCUCUUCUGCUUUAUCAUGGUUUGAACGAUGUACGUAAUUCCAGUCCAUAUAACACAGUAUAAUAUAAUACAGUACAGUAAUACAGUUCACACUCAAAAAGAUUUGCCUAAUGGAGCUAGUUUCAUUUAUUUACCCAAGAGAGCAUAUAGCUAGCUACAUCUAUGGGCUUUAUAUAGCUAGCUACAUCUAUGGGCUUUUAAAUAGCUAGCUACAUCUAUGGGCUUUUAUAUAGCUAGCUACAUCUAUGGGCUUUAUAUAGCUAGCUACAUCUAUGGGCUUUUAUAUAGCUAGCUACAUCUAUGGGCUUUAUAUAGCUAGCUACAUCUAUGGGCUUUUAUAUAGCUAGCUUCAUCUAUGGGCUUUUAUAUAGCUAGCUACAUGUAUGGGCUUUUAUGUUUUUUUGUUGUGCGUAAUACGACCCACUAAAACCUGUUCUACAACAGCAGUCUACUCUAUUCUGUUCUGCUCAGCUCUGGCCUUUUUGAGACUGUUGACUGUUAUUACCAACAGCCAGCCAGACAGCCAGACAGACAGGGUUAAUAUCCUCCUAUCCAUGACAACAGAGAGGUUUAGUGCAUGGUGAAAUCCAUGUGUUGUGGUAACAGAGCUGAAAGAGUUGAACGUCCAGCUCUGGCUCUGGAGAGGCUAAAGGGGCUGGUUUAAACCUCUUGAUUGGGCCACAGCAGGGCCUUGUAUUAAACAUCUGGAUUGGGCCACAGCAUGACCUUGUAUUAAACCUCUGGAUUGGGCCACAGCAGGACCUUGUAUUAAACCUCUGGAUUGGGCCACAGCAGGACCUUGUAUUAAACCUCUGGAUUGGGCCACAGCAGGACCUUGUAUUAAACCUCUGGAUUGGGCCACAGCAGGACCUUGUAUUAAACCUCUGGAUUGGGCCAGAGCAGGACCUUGUAUUAAACCUCUGGAUUGGGCCACAGCAGGGCCUUUGUAAAGGGGGAUUUGUGUGGUUGAGAAGCCAGGGGAUUCUGAGAAGCUUUGUUUUAGUGGAGAGGCUUUUAUAAUUAAUGCUACGUAAUGAUCUACAGGCUCAUUUAUUUUAGUGGAGAGGAUGGUCUUCUCAUUCUCCAAGAAUGUAAUCAGACAAUUAUGGUGUUGGGAUUUAUUUAAUAGGCUACUCUCUCUCAUUAGCCUGCUCUCUCUCUACUGUCUAUUCAUUUAUUCAUGCCUAGUCUUAAAUCAGUUACAACUACUUCUGCAAGGUUCUAGUUAUUUAGGAAGUGUUUGUACUUGUCAGAGUGUGUAUAAAAAGCGAGUCCACAGCUCCUUGGUUGGCCUAGUUUGUUUCUGUCACCAGCUGGUUCUAUCUCUCUCCAAGGCAGCUAAGCUCCCACGUCUGGCUUAUGAUGUUUGGAUAUUUCAAGAGUGAUGUUUACUGGGACAUGAUAUGCUCUCCUCUCGGUACUCCCAUCCAUGUCCCAGAUUGAGUUAGCGUCAGCAGGAGAGAGUAGGCUAAUGUCAGAGGGAGUAGAGUAGCUAACUCUGUAUCUACUGUAGUGUUGUCUGUCUGUCCUUUCUGUCUCUCUGUCUGUCUGUCUCUGUCCUUUCUGUCUCUCUGUCCUUUCUGUCUGUCUGUCUCUCUGUGUCUCUGUCCUGUCUGUCUGUCCUGUCUGUCUGUCCUUUCUGACUCUGUCCUUUCUGUCUGUCUGUCUCUGUAUGUCUCUGUCCUUUCUGUCUGUCCUUUCUGUCUGUCCUUUCUGUCUGUAUGUAUGUCUGUCUGUCUGUCUGUCUGUCUGUCUGUCUGUCCUUUCUGUCUGUCUGUCUGUCUGUCUGUCUGUCUGUCUGUCUCUCGGUCCUUUCUGUCUGUCUCUCUGUCCUUUCUGUUUGUCUGUCUCUGUCUUUUCUGUCGGUCUGUCUGUCUGUCUGUCAGUGACAAGCCCCCAUGUGUGGAGUUGAGACAGCAGUCUGACUCUGUCUCUAUGUGUCUCUGAAUGGAUCUUUUUAGUUACAAACACAUAAUAAACAGAUAGAAACAGUAGUAAACCACUAAACAGUAGUAACAUCUCUCACCUCUCUCUUCACAGGGAAUAGCUGCUUCCUCACUCCUCUCUGUCAAUAUCCUCUUUCAGAUGGCUGUCUUCCUUUUAUAUUUUCUCUCACUUUGCCCUGUAAACAAAUCGAAUGAAAAACAGUAGUGAACCAGUAAACCAUAGUGAUUUAGCUGUCUCCUGUCCCCACAGGGAAUAGACGAGGGUCCGGAGGGCCUGAAGCUCAUCUCUGACAUAAUCAGGGAGAAGAUGGCUAUAGACGUCAGUGUUCUAAUGGGAGCUAACAUCGCCAACGAGGUGGCAGCAGAGAAGUUCUGUGAGACCACCAUCGGUAAGAAUACCCCAGCCUCAUUUAUAAUGCAUAUACAUUUGUAUACAGGAAUGUAAAACAAAGCUGUGAAGUUAUUUGAUAACUAUAUGGCAUGAGAUAUAUAGUAAUAAUGUCUCCUGAGUGGCGCAGUGGUCUAAAGGCACUGCAUCGCAGUACUAGCUGUGCCACUAGAGAUCCUGGUUCGAAUCCAGGCUCUGUCAUAGCCGGCCGUGACCGGGAGACCAAUGGGGUGGCGCACAAUUGGCCCAGCUUCGUCCAGGGUAGGGGAGGGAAUGGCCGGCAGGGAUGUAGCUCAGUUGGUAGAGCAUGGCGUUUGCAACGCCAGGGUUGUGGGUUCGAUUCCCACGGGGGGCCAGUAUGAAAAAAAUAUAUAUAUAAUAAUAAUGUAACUGUAAGUCGCUCUGGAUAAGAGCGUCUGCUAAAUGACAAAAAAAAAAUACAAAAAAAAUACAAAAAAUAAUACAAAGCAUGGACAGAGAUGGAGUGAUAGGCUGGCUAUGUGUUGGAUGUAAAACGUGUUGCUUUACCAGGCAGUAAGAUCAUGGAGAACGGCCUGCUCUUCAAGGAGCUCCUGCAGACUCCUAACUUCAGGAUCACAGUGGUGGACGACGCAGACACUGUAGAGCUCUGUGGAGCACUGAAGGUAACUCUAAGAUACUGUAGAGCUCUGUUGAGCACUGAAGGUAACUCUAAGAUUCUGUGGAGCACUGAAGGUAACUCUAAGUACCCAGCCCAGUGAGUGUAUGUGCAUGGUAAAAUGGAUACUUCCAUUGUAAAAUGGUAAUGACAUAGUAAUAACCUAUUACCUCUAUGUUUUCGUCUCUCUUCCUCAGAACAUCGUAGCGGUAGGAGCAGGGUUCUGUGAUGGGCUGAGGUGUGGUGACAACACCAAGGCAGCAGUAAUCAGACUAGGGCUGAUGGAGAUGAUAGCCUUCGCUAAGCUCUUCAGUAAAGAUGGCGUCGUCUCCUCUGCAACUUUCCUGGAGAGCUGCGGCGUGGCUGACCUCAUCACGACCUGCUAUGGAGGACGCAACCGACGCGUGGCCGAGGCAUUCGCCAAGACAGGAAAGGUAAGGACAAACGUCCAACUCUACACCAGAUCUGGGAUGGUUAGUGCCGGCUGACUGACCACUUGUCAGUUACACCACCCCAUGGCAAAGUCACAAAUCAAAACAAUGUGUUGUUUCAUUCAGAAAUGUGACGUUUUUCAGUUAGUAAACAGUAUAGACCUGACUCCUACAUAGAUACAUGGUAAUAUGUCAUGUAUUUUCAGUUAGUAACAGUAUAGACCUGACUCCUACAUAGAUACAUGGUAAUAUGUCAUGUAUUUUCAGUUAGUAACAGUAUAGGCCUAACUCCUACAUAGAUACAUGGUGGUCCUCUGUAGCUCAGCUGGUAGAGCACGGCGCUUGUAACGCCAAGGUAGUGGGUUCGAUCCCCGGGACCACCCAUACACACAAAAAAUGUAUGCACGCAUGACUGUAAGUUGCUUUGGAUAAAAGCGUCUGCUAACUGGCAUAUUAUUAUAUUAUUAUACAUGGUAAUAUGUCAUGUAUUUUCAGUUAGUAACAGUAUAGGCCUAACUCCUACAUAGAUACAUGGUAAUAUAUGGGCGGCAGGUAGCUUAGUGGUUAAGAGCGUUGUGCCAGUAACCGAAAGGUCGCUGGUUCUAAUCCCCGAGCCCACUAGGUGAAAAAUCUGUCGAUGUGCCCUUGAGCAAGGCACUUAACCCUAAUUGCUCCUGUAAGUCGCUCUGGAUAAGAGCGUCUGCUAAAUGACCAAUUAUAUUAUAUAUGUCAUGUAUUUGUCUCCCUGCUAGACUAUUGAGGUGCUGGAGCAGGAGAUGUUGAAUGGACAGAAGCUCCAGGGUCCUGCUACCUCAGCUGAAGUCUACCACAUCCUCAAACAGAAGGGACUGGUGGACAAGUGAGUCCCUUUCUGUCUUCCUCUCUCUCUCUCUGAUUGAUCCAGAUACAGUACCUAGCCAAAUGUAGUCUGUCACUCAUUCCACCUGUAUUACCCUGUGGUCCCAACCAUGAGCCCAGACUUAUGAUGGGGGAGAGAGAGAGAGGUGGUUGUAUCCUUCCAUUUUAACCCUAUGUCAUUCUGUUGUGUCUUUCCCAGGUUCCCUCUGUUUGGGGCAGUGUAUCAGAUCUGUUUCGAGGGCAAGCCGGUACAGGAAAUGAUCUCCUGUCUACAGAGUCACCCAGAGCACCUGUGAGUGCAGCUAGCUAGGUAUGCUAGGCUAACCUCAGAUAGCAGAGCUAAUUCUAUCUCUCCUCUCCAGCUGCUCUCCUCUGACCUCUAUCCAUAGAGGAGCUGUUCUCUCAAACAAGGGCCCUCCCUCCCCACCCUACCCUUCAAGGUUUAG
Coregonus sp. 'balchen' is the source of this 9213-nucleotide messenger RNA. NCBI's taxonomy places the organism in Eukaryota, Metazoa, Chordata, Actinopteri, Salmoniformes, Salmonidae. The record is from the annotation of a GenBank genome assembly.